UAUUUAAAGUGGAGGUUGAUAGAUUCUUGAUUAGUCAGGUGCAAAAGAUUAUUGGGAGAAGACAGAAGAAUGGGGCUGAAAAGGAUAAUAAAUUAGCUAUUAUGGAAAAGCGGAACAGACUCGAUGGGCCGAAUGGCCUACUUCUCCUCCUAAGUCUUAUGGGCUUAUGGAAUUGCUGCAUUGAACCAGAUUCAGAAGAGAAUUAGGUUUAACGUCACUGACUAAAAUUACUAUACAUUAUAAAAUAAGAGAACAUUUAAUCUCCUGCCGAUUCGCGUAAAAACAAACACAGGAGAAGGAACUCCACGUCUGCAGAACUGCAGCGAAGGGCCAUACUUCCGGUACCAGGAGCGGACCAUGAGUGAGCAAAACAACUGUCACCACUGCAAGAAGUCCCUGCAGGGACAGAAGUUCAUUGAGAAGGACAAGCUCCUCUGCUGUGUCAGCUGUUAUGAGAAAUUCAUCGCCAACACCUGUGCCGAAUGCAGGAAGCCUAUUGGCUGCGGCUCCAAGGAACUUCAUCAUGAGAACAAAUACUGGCACGAAGACUGCUUCCGCUGUUACCACUGCAGCCGUUCCCUAGUCAACGAUUCGUUCAGCAUCAAGAACGGGAGGAUCACCUGCGCCAAGUGUCUGCCCCGGACCGACGCGUCCACCUGCCAGAGCUGCAAGCGGGCCAUCAAACCAGGGACGAAGAGCUUUGAGUACGGCGGCUCCCAUUGGCACGAACGCUGCUUCACUUGUCAGCGGUGCCUGAAGGAGAUCGGUACCGGCAGCUUCGUGCCGAGGGGCGACCAGAUUUUCUGCGUCUCCUGCAACGAGAAGAAGUUCUCCAAACACUGCACCCACUGCAGGAAGCCCAUCACCAGUGGAGGGGUGAGCUACCGUGACGAGCCAUGGCACACCGAGUGCUUCGUCUGCAAGACGUGUCGGAAACAGCUGAGUGGAACCCAGUUCACUGCCCACGAGAACUUCCUGUACUGCGUCGACUGUUACAGCCAAUUCAUCGCCAAGAAAUGUGGCACCUGCCACAAACCGGUCACUGGGUUUGGCGGAGCUGAGAUCAUAACCUCUGAAGGUCACCAGUGGCACAAGGAGUGCUUCAAGUGUAAGAGGUGUUACAGCAGCCUGGUCAACCAGCGGUUUGUCACUCAUAACAGGGAGGUCUACUGUACUGAGUGCGGCAAAAACCUGUAAGGGUGGAGAUGGCAUGCAGAAACAUCAACGAAUGCCGUCUAUAUUAGUCCAGUUAUAAGCAAAAGUUAGCUAACCAGAUGCAUCAAUGGUGACAAAAUAGCAUCUACCGGGAAUGAUUUCCAAUAUUAGAUGCACUUUGUGUUUUCUGUAGUGCUAAGUAUUAUCCACAGGUAGAAACAGCAAUCAGAAAUUUGACAGAAUGUCAUGGAAAGUUCUAAAUGCUUGCAAUAUUUAAUCAUACAUCUUUCUAGAUGACCUAAUGACAUUAAAUGCUGGAAUUAUAAACAGUGAAAUACCAUUUACUCAACAUGUUACUGUAGUGUUUAACUGCACACAUUAUCUUAAGUUUCUCCAACGUCUUGGCUUGAGUGAAGUGUGGUGCAUCAAGAUGCAAACUGAAUUGGUAUAAUGUAUGUUAGCAGAAAAUAUUCGGCUUGUGUGAUAGCUGCGCUGUAAUAUCACCACACACCAAUUAUAGCACAGAAAUUUGAGAUUUGAAUACUUAAACACACCAAUAUUCAGCUUUUGCCUUUAUUCACUUAUUCAGUCACUUGGUAAUUUUUAAACUAACUACUGACAUUACAGUUGAGUGCCUUUGAAAUAACACCUGUCAUGUAAAAGUGCAUGUUAAUUAUAUAUACUGUGUGUGACCUGUUGGCAUGCAAGAUCACAGUCCAAUGUACUAGAUUACUUGGAGCAUAAAAUAUUACCUUUUAAUAAAGUCUCAGAUCUGUA
Molecule: messenger RNA, 1932 nt
Organism: Mobula hypostoma (lesser devil ray)
Lineage: Eukaryota; Metazoa; Chordata; Chondrichthyes; Myliobatiformes; Myliobatidae
Gene: fhl1a
Product: four and a half LIM domains 1a
Exons: 7
Coding region: 358-1197 (279 amino acids)
Biological process (GO): muscle organ development
Molecular function (GO): transmembrane transporter binding
Source: RefSeq, a predicted model, not a curated record